Adineta steineri is the source of this 1752-nucleotide messenger RNA. Lineage: Eukaryota; Metazoa; Rotifera; Eurotatoria; Adinetida; Adinetidae. The record is from the annotation of a GenBank genome assembly.
AUGGCUCCUUCACGAAAGUCUAUUUCAACACGAAGUGCUACAUCAGCUGCUACUAAUACUACACAACGUCCUCAAAACUUUGAUGAUAAUCUUGAUGAAGAACCAAUUGUAAGUCAAAAUGUAACACAUGUAUCAUUAGAAGAAAUUGAUGAAGAUUCAAAUUCAAGCAAUAAUGUUGCAUUAGUUCCAGAAGAUGAUAAUACCAAUUCAACUAAUCAAAGUGGAGGAACAAAACUUCGAUCUAAUGUUUGGGGUUUUGCACAAAAAAUUACGAAAAAUAAGGCUUACUGUCCUAAAUGCAAAAUAUAUAUUAAAACAAUUAAUGGUGGAACUUCGACAUUGCGAAAGCAUUUAUUAUUAAACCACGAUUUAGUUCAACUGCAAUUAGCAUCUCAACCACGUAACAAACCAACUAAUUCAAUUCCACGGGAAAAAAAACAACGUCUUGAUCAUUUGGCUAAUCUUGCAAUUUUUGAAGAUGGAAGAACUUUCGGUGAUUUUCGGAAAAGUGGCAUAUCGAAAUUUAUAACCGAAGGAAUACCAGACAAUUCAAAUAAUAAUGAUGACGAUGAUGAUGAUGAUGAUGAGGAAAAUCGGGAUUUAAUUAUGGAUACAUGGAAUGAUGAAGUAAUUACUGGUGAUGAUUAUAAUAGAAAUGAUGAUAAUGAUGAUAACGACCAGAAUAUUGCUAUUAGCCAAAUACAAUUAGCUAAAACAAUUCAGAAAGGUCGUUCUUUGAUUAAACUGAUCAAACGAUCACAAAUUAUUAUGAUGUACAUCAAUAAUGAAAAGAAAUUAUCCAAGGUGCAACGUCGAUUAACUACAGAUUGUAUGAGUCGAUGGAAUUCGACAUUUUUAUCGUUACAAAGAUUAUUAGAACAUAAACCAAUUUUAAAUAGCCUGUUCGAAAACAAAGGAAAAUUACCACUUACUAAUAAACAAAAAGAAAAGUUGGGCCUAUCGGAAUUAUCCAGUGAUGAUUAUAUGAUAUUUACUGAUCUAUUGAAAAUUUUCGAACCAUUUGAUGAUGCUACAAAAUUAUUAAGUGCUUCAAAAUAUCCUACCAUUGGAUUAUGUUUGUAUGUUACUCGUUUUAUGAAGGAUUUUCUUGAAACAGAAGGAGAAGAUGAUUCCAACAUUUUAAUUACUUUAAAAUCAUUCGUUCUUGAAUCAUUCAACAAGUAUUUCGAUGAAAAAAAUCAUCAACAUUUUCUAUUAACAUUAUAUGGAUACCUAGAUCCAUAUGGCUAUUCGUCACUUUUACCAAACGAAAGAUCAAAAGUUGAACGAUUUUUGAAACAAAAAUAUAAAGAUCAAACUAAAUCUCAAGCACCAACAACAACAACAACAACAGCAUCUUCAUCUACAUCUACUUCAUCUACAACAUCAACAAGUGGAUAUUCAUCUGUUCAAAAACCAACUCUUUUAGAAAAAUUUCUUAAAUCAGUUGGAAAAUCUGUACCAUCUCGAAAUCUUGUUGCAAAAACAAUAUCAGAAGAAAUUGGUCUGUAUGGUAACUUAUGCAAAUCUGAACCAUUACAAGAUUGUGUUACAUUUUGGCGUAAUCAUGGACAAAAAAUGCCAAUAUUAAAAACUAUGGCUCAACAAUAUUUGGCUACUCCUGGGACGAGUGUACCGUCCGAGUCAGCUUUUAGUACUUCUUCCUAUAUAGGAAGAAAAGAGAGAUCUAGAUUAAGUCCAGAAAAUCUUUGUUACACUGUAUUUUUACAGGAUAAACUACGAUCAUCUUAA